AUGCAACUGAAGCAGCAAGAAGGCUCCGGCACACCGGCCGAGACGCAUUCUGGCGAGGAGUUCAAGAAGCUCUCCUCCAGCCUGCCCCUCGGCCAGCUGGUGCCGCUGUCCCAGAUAUCCGGACCCACCUAUGUCACCGCACAGCUCCUGGUCCAGCAGGUCGCGUACAAGCUGUCGGACAAGAUCUUCUCCUACUCCCCCGAGACGUUCGACCUGGACUUCGCCGUCAGCGAGUGGUCCCGAAGCAAGGAUGUCAACAUCCACGGCUACCCUACCUCGGUCCUGCCGCUUCAGACCCGGACUGGUGCUGGUGCCUUUGCCCUCGGCUACAUGUUCUCCGAGGACUUCGAUCUGAGCAAGAGGCACAUCCCUCAGACGCUGCUGGCGCCAUCUCUGAGCCUGAGCAGCCUGCGGUCCUCACUCGAUCAACUGUCUCUGCUGUACAGCGUCGCCAGCCCCUUUGUCGCACACAUUGCGGCUGUCGACUACUCCGCCGAGGAUGGUCUGGUCUCGGAGUAUGGCCGUGCUCUUCAAAUUGCAGAGGAUCUCGGUCUUGGUCUCGUGAGCAGCUCUUCUGCCUAUGAGAUCCAGCACAUGUCUCUUCUGUCCACCUUGCUGGCUUCUAUCUUGCCGACUCUGCACGUCUACGAUGGUGUUCGGACUUCUCGAGAGACAUUGAGGGUCAUUGAUGCCCUCAGCGAGGUUGGCAUCCGUGAGCUCUACACCAGCUUGUCCAAGCACGUGCAGGGCCUGAACAUCCACCUCGACAACGCUGGAAAGGUUCUGGACCUGCUCAACGCCUUCAACAGCGAGCUCGGCACCGACUACAAGCCUUUCGAGUACUUUGGUGACGAGGACGCCGACACCGUCAUUGUGGUCUUCGGCAGCGUGGAGUCUCAGAUCGCGAACCACGCUGUCUCACAGCUGUCUGCUGAGGGCAAGAAGGUGGGCGCCAUCAGCGUUCGCCUGUACCGCCCCUUUGUGGAGGAUGCGUUCUUGAACACCCUGCCAGCGUCCGUCAAGCAAGUUGCUGUGCUGGGCCAAGUCCGAAAUAACACCGAGGUCGAUGAUGCGGCCAUCCAGUCGAUCCUGUACUCGGAUGUGCUCACGGCUGUGUCCUUCUCCAGCAAGUGGGCCCAAGCGCCCGUUGUUACCGACGUCAAGUACGCUGCGUCUGAGGCUUUGACGCCGACCAGCUUCCGCUCCAUCGUUCAGAAGCUUGUCGGCAAGGAGGACGACUUCCAGGCAAAGACCUCCACCCUGAACAGCCAGGUUGAGCAGUACACCUUCUGGGAUCUGGACAACUCGGCUGCUCUGCACGCACCUGCAGUCGUUGGAAAGUCUUUCACUCGCGAGUCUUCUGACAACAUCUAUGUCCACGAGACUCAUGACAACCUAGUCCGCGGUGGCGUCAUUCGCACCGACAUCCGCAGCUCAAAGAAGACGGUCGAGGCCCCGUACGCAGUCGACGAGGCUGAUGUUGCGUAUGUUGGCGAAGAGAAGGUGCUUGAGAACGUCAACGUCGUCGGAAGCAUCAAGUCUGGCGGCAGCCUGCUUCUGAGGCUCCCGGCUCUGAAGGACGAGGAGCUUGAGAAGAGGGUUUCUCCUGCGGUCAGGAAGAGCAUCCUAGAGAAGUCUUUGAAGCUCUUUGUCCUUGACUCAUCGUUCUCUCCAGCUCUGGAAAACGAUCUGGAGCUUCUGGUCGAGCUGGCAUUCUUGCGAGUUGCCCGGCCCGAUGGAGUCACCGACGCCGCCAAGAACCUUUCUGCUCCUCGUGAAGGCACGAUUCAGGAGUGCAAGGACGCACUGAACCAGUGCCUGCGCCAGGUCGAGGUCCCAGCUUCGUGGGCUGAGCUCCCGGCCGACUACACCUCCCCUGAGCUCUCCGCCGGGCUGAAGACCACUGGCUUCACCGGAUUCAACAAGGAGGAACCCGAACAAGACUUGCAGCUUAGCAGCUGGGAGUCUGCUGCCAAGGGUCUUGCCUUCCAGGAGGCUUACGGCACACAGGCCAGCCUCCGACCUGACUUGACGGUGAAGACAUACACUGUUCACGUCAAGGAGAACCGCAGGCUCACUCCUGGCAACUACGACCGCAACAUCUUCCACAUCGAAUUCGACCUGGGCGACUCGGGUGUUACCUACAAUAUUGGUGAGGCCCUUGGCAUCCACGCCGACAACGAUCCCGAGCAGGUCCUGGACUUCAUCAAGUCGUACGGCCUCAACGCGGAUGAAUUGGUCCAGGUGCCCUCGCGCGAGGACCCCAACGUCCUCGAGACCCGCACCGUGUACCAAUCCCUGGUGCAGAACUUCGACAUCCUGGGCAAGGUGCCGAAGCGGGCCUUCGAGCAGUUCGCCGAGUUCGCCACCGACGAGGUCGAGCAGAAGAAGCUGGCCGCCCUGGGUAGCAAGGACGGCGCGGAGGACUUCAAGAAGCGCUCCGAGAUCGACAUGCUGACGUACGUGGACGUCCUCGAGGAGUUCAAGUCGGCGCGUCCGUCAUUCCACGACCUCACGAAGAUCGUGGCGCCGCUCAAGCGCCGUGAGUACUCGAUCGCGUCUGCUCAGGCCGUCACACCGACGUCGGUCUCGCUCAUGAUCGUCGUGGUCGACUGGGUCGACAGCAGGGGCCGCACGCGCUACGGCCAGGCGACGCGCUACCUGUCCGGGCUGGCGGUCGGCACGCCCAUCACGGUCAGCGUCAAGCCGUCCGUCAUGAAGCUCCCCACCAAGGACACGGCGCCGCUGAUCAUGGCCGGCCUGGGCACGGGCCUGGCGCCGUUCCGCGCCUUCGUCCAGUACCGCGCCAUGCAAAAGGCACAGGGCAAGGAGAUCGGCGCCAUCCUGCUCUACCUCGGCUCGCGCCACCAGCGCGAGGAAUACCUGUACGGUGAGGAGUGGGAGGCGUACCUCGACGCGGGCGUCAUCACGCUGCUGGGCGCCGCCUUCAGUCGUGACCAGCCCCAGAAGAUCUACAUCCAGGAUCGCAUGAGGCAGACCAUUGACCAGAUCGUCAAGGCCUACAUCCAGGAGGAGGGCUCCUUCUACCUCUGCGGCCCGACCUGGCCUGUGCCUGAUGUCACCGAGGUUUUGGAGGAGGCCAUCGCCAAGGAGGCGAAGAACAGCGGACGUAAGGUUGACCCCAGGAAGGAGAUUGAGAAGCUCAAGGAUGAGGGACGAUACGUGCUCGAGGUGUAUUAA
Messenger RNA from Diaporthe amygdali, 3201 nucleotides. Its product is annotated as sulfite reductase flavoprotein component. Gene Ontology annotation, cellular component: cytosol. The coding region runs from base 1 to 3201 and encodes 1066 amino acids. The transcript has a single exon. Lineage: Eukaryota; Fungi; Ascomycota; Sordariomycetes; Diaporthales; Diaporthaceae. Gene Ontology annotation, molecular function: oxidoreductase activity, acting on the aldehyde or oxo group of donors; flavin adenine dinucleotide binding; FMN binding. The record is from RefSeq and is a predicted model, not a curated record.